Molecule: messenger RNA, 414 nt
Organism: Strongylus vulgaris
Lineage: Eukaryota; Metazoa; Nematoda; Chromadorea; Rhabditida; Strongylidae
Source: the annotation of a GenBank genome assembly
AUGGCGCCUGCAAUAUAUCGCGAAAACUCAUCACCUCCAGUCUUUCGUCUUCCCGCUAAACUUCGAAGGCAAUUUGCUGAAUUUGAGUCAUUGUUGGAUCCAUCGAGGAAUCAUCGGCCUUACCGAGCUCUUGUAGCUAAGAUGUCGCCUCCACUGAUUCCAUUCGUUCCGCUGCUACUGAAGGAUCUAACGUUCAUCCAUGAAGGCAACAAAACCUACUACAACGGUCUUCAUAUGAUCGCAAAUAUUCUAAGGAGUUUCCGACAGUGCAAGUCAAGAUACUCAGUGCCACAAAUGGAACAGAAAAAAAUCUACGAGACGCAAAAUUUCAUUCGAAACUUCCGUGUUGUGGACAAUCAGCGACGACUAAUGGAGCUAUCCUACCAGAUAGAGCCUCGAAGAAGAAGGAACUAA